UUCUCCUUGAGUUUAGUUCCUGGUUUCCUCAUUCCUUGAACAGUUGCUUCUGAAGGGACAUAAGAUUAGAUUAUCCUCGGCCACGGGCCACUUUAAUAUCUUAUUUUCCACUGAAUCAGGCUGCACAGUGGUAGACAGUGUGUGCAGCUAAUUGCAGAACAACCUGCUCAGUGUUACUGGAACAAUGUACCAUCAUCUACUGGAGAUAAGGAGAUAAUGUAGAGUAUAUCGGGACAAAUAUAAUGAAUGUGAACAAUACCUGCAACCUAACCAUGCUAAUAUCAGAGAAUGUACGAGUGAGGACUGUUCCCAGCUGCACACUGCAGACUUUUCAGUCAAGCUGCUUGAAGUUAAUCAAGAUCACGUCAUACUGACCUAAUGACAUCUGAACUCUUCUUCUCUUACAGAAUAUAAAGCCCCUUUUCCACUGGUCAAAACCCACCAGCACCCGGCUAACAUUGGGCUUCUGUCUGCUGUGGGAAUGGAUGGGAAAUGACUCUGCAUUAGACACAGGCUCUAGCUCCGAUCAGCAGGAAUGGAAACAUGAUAGCCAGGAUGCAACACUGACAGGGGAGCAAGGUGAGAGAGCUUCUCCGUGUCCGGGGUGUGUGUGACGUGGAAUAAGACUGACCAGGGAAAAAGGAACAGAAAGACAUACUCCUCCACUGACAAUGGGAAAGCGGUCAUUUGCCUUCUUUUGGGUGUACAAGGUUUCGUGGGGUGUGAUGGCGUCGUGCUCCGAGGCCUGUGUCUCGCGAGGAGACUCCUCUGGGAGUGAGACGGUUUCUAGCUGUCUUCAGUUUGGGGUUCGUUCCUAUCUGCACCACUUCUACGAGGGAUGCUCAUCCUCCAUGUGGGAGAGAGACCCUGAGGAGCGGGGGUUCGUCCAGAGCCAGAGGAACUCAGCAGUCUGGAAGGUGUCCUUGGCCCUGGGCCUCCUGAUCCUGACUGCAGGCAUCGCCAGCCUGUCGGUCGGCUCCUUCACUCCCCAUAAAAUCGAGUCGUUCGGAGAGGGGGACCUGCUCUUCGUCGACACCCAAGCCAUUAGCUUCAACAGGGGGCUGCACCUCAGUGCCGCGGCCGGGAUCGGGCUCUCCUGCCUCGGCGCGGCCCUGCUGGCGAUGGGGGUUGUCGUUUGGAUCCUGGCCAGGACCAACUUGAAAGAGAGGCUGUUCCACAGACCGGGGGAGGGGGACAGGAGAGGAGAGCUGCGGUCCAAGUGGAGGGGAUUUCGGGAUCCGGGGGAUGUGGUCACUAAGCCGCCAGGUAUCGAAGAGGGGAAGCUACCUGUCACACUGUCCAAAGUGGAAAAUGUGCAGCCCACUUCUUAAAAAGAUCCCUGCCGAGCAACAUGGCUCCAGGCUGUUGUUGUAGUCCUCAUUUACAAGGUCUUAUGCUGGUUUGUUUUUCAUCUAUUUUGAAGGUAAAAUAUGUAAUUUUAUAACACGAAUGGAGGUCGUUUGGAUACCUGGAAAUAAGCCUCAGACAAGAUGUAGAUAAAAUACUUCAAAAAAACUGACAAGCUUCAAAAGCACAGCUUGAUCAGAGAUUUUUUAUUGUCGAAACAAACCCAAAUUAAAACAUAUGAAUGAGGCACCACGACUUCAACUGGAGACCGUGUGGCUCUUUUGUAUUGUAGCUGUUGACUUAGUGCAGUGCAGUGCAAUAGUCUUGUAUUUAAAGAGAGUACUGUACAGUGACUAAUGUCCGCCCAGACACUGAGAGAGAGCAGUGUACUAAUGACUAAUGGUAGAAAACUCUAUUUUUACCCCUUGAUAAUGUUUUUUGUAUUUCAAUUUUUCUCAACGGCAAGCAGCUUUACAAGUGGUUAGACAUAUGACAUCAUUCAGAAAUCCAAACCUACACCUCCAUUCACAUACAUACAGAAUAUACACAUAGGGAUCACAGGUGCUCACAUGCAGGAGUGGUUUACAGAUAAAAACAGUUCUACAUCUACAUUUUCACACGUCUACACCGAAGUGGUGAAAGCAUGUACAGUCACACACCCACACACACAAAUCCGUGCUUCAUUGACAGAAUCACCUAUUUCUCUCCACUGUAAUCUAGCUCCCUAAUUGCCUGCAAUCUGUGUCUCCAGGCAACAGUUGGGCCUCAAGUGCUCUAUUUUCACCUCCGAACAAAGACUCCUUUCUGAUUGGUCGCUCGUGUUCCCUCUUGUCCUUUUCACUCCAAUCAGAUUUUUUGUUUACAGUCAGACACUGUAGUGGUGAGGCACUGAGGUGAGCGAAAGAUGCACCGGCACCUCAGAGGACACCUGUUAAAUUGGCUCCUCUGGUUUAUUUAAAUUAGUUUGAUUUUGAAAAACAAUUACAAUAGACAUUAUAACCACGAUGCCCUGCACUGAUUCUCACUGGAUGUUAUUAUUGGUGUUUCAUUGUUUUAUUAUGUUAUUGGCCAUGAUGAAUACAACGGAGUCAAAUGAGGGUCAAGUGUCACUGGUGCAAAUGAAAUGACCAGAAUAAAUUUGUGAUCUGCAAACUGAACUCUUACAACUGUGCUUCCAUUUGAUUAACUUAUCUUAUUUCAACCAGGAGAGACCUAUAAUUAAACAAAUGAAAGUGAGCAAAUCAGAAUAUGAUUGAAGUAGAACUCCAUGAAAGCAGUCCGAUGAAUUAGGUGCUGCGAAUAUGGAGGAGUCUUCCCCCCGGAGCAGAGACACUAAUGGUGGCGAUGAAGAAUGGAGCCCGAAGUUGGGACGUCUCAUGAAGGGCUUCUGAUUGGUUGGAAGGUAAAAGGGAGAUGACCUGGUAGCAAGUGUUAUGGCCCAGGACACCCACUGAUCAAGGCAAGCAUGCCAGGCUGUGAUUGGAGGAAAAAUUAGCUGGUGGCGCGAUAGUGUUAACUGUACAUGUGACGGCACACGUAAGAAGACAGUCUUUCUGACUGAGUUUUCACCUAGCCUUGUAUUUCCAACCUGCAGUAAGUCAUAUUUUGGACAUUUUCAAAGUGAUACUUAGGGCACAAACUUCGUAUUCAAACCUCAUAGACCAAAAGUGAAGGAAUCGAGGGAAAUAAAUAAUAGAAUUUAUAUUUAGAUAUGUUUAAUGAAAGAAAUGACAAGUAUAUAAUUAUGAUAGAUUUUCUGUGUUUAAGACUGCGAACAUGUGGGGGUCAGCUUAGGAGACUCAGAUGUGUAUUUGCUUGGAGACCUCUGUGCCCUCUGUUGAAACAAAAGGUUUUCACAGCAGGGGUCAAUCCAGCAGAAGACAGGAGUCUGAGAAACGGGGUCCUCAUUCAGAUUGAAGGUGACCAAAUGUAAGCCUGAUUACAACAAAGCAGAAAGCUGAUUGGAUGAACAUUCUGCCUCUCUGUGAGGAGGGGUCUGACUUGUAUAAAUGCAAUGUGAUUUCAUUGUUCAGGGCGCUUGCUCGAAUCUUUCAGUGGUACAAGCAAGUUGCCCUCAG
Messenger RNA from Platichthys flesus (European flounder), 3425 nucleotides. RefSeq names its product neurensin 1-like (gene nrsn1l). Gene Ontology annotation, cellular component: transport vesicle; neuronal cell body; neuron projection. Gene Ontology annotation, biological process: nervous system development. Lineage: Eukaryota; Metazoa; Chordata; Actinopteri; Pleuronectiformes; Pleuronectidae. Bases 672 to 1331 code for a protein of 219 amino acids. The record is from RefSeq and is a predicted model, not a curated record. The transcript is spliced from 5 exons.